Molecule: messenger RNA, 822 nt
Organism: Nycticebus coucang (slow loris)
Lineage: Eukaryota; Metazoa; Chordata; Mammalia; Primates; Lorisidae
Product: C-C motif chemokine 8-like
Exons: 4
Coding region: 1-378 (125 amino acids)
Biological process (GO): positive regulation of GTPase activity; cellular response to type II interferon; positive regulation of ERK1 and ERK2 cascade
Cellular component (GO): extracellular region
Molecular function (GO): CCR chemokine receptor binding; chemokine activity
Source: RefSeq, a predicted model, not a curated record
AUGGUCCCGGCACGAGGCUGCUGGCGAACGGGCGGCGCGCCGGGGAGAAGGCGCCACCCCGUGGCCAUACACGCCAAUGAGCGAAGCAGGAAGGUCUCUGCAGCCCUCCUGGGUCUGCUGCUGGCAGCAGCCACUUUUACCCCCCAGGGGCUCGCUGAGCCAGAUUCUGUUUCCAUUCCAAUCACCUGCUGCUUUAAUACAGUUAAGAGGAAGAUCUCCAUCCAGAGGCUGGAGAGCUACACAAGAAUCACCAGCACCAAGUGUCCCCAGGAAGCUGUGAUCUUCGAGACCAAACUGGGCAAGGCAGUCUGUGCUGACCCCACGGAGAAGUGGGUCCAGGAUUCCAUAAAGCGUCUGGACCAAACGUCUAAAACAUGAAGCCUUGAACCUUCAUACCAGGACUGAGAGAUGGAACCUGAAGAAAACCUUAUUUAUUAUCUCCAACUUUCCCCAUGUGCAGUGUGACGUUCUUAUUAUAAUUUCCUAACAGAAGUACUUUGUUUAAUAAUUUAAUGCACAAUAUUUCUUCAAUAAUAUUUAAUUAUAUUUAAGAUAGUGAUGCUUUGAUUGUAUCUGCCAUAAAUUCUAUUUUCAAAUGUAAAAUACGAAAUCCUGGUGAUGUGUUCAUAUUUUCUUUUUUCUGUGAGCUCAGUUAAGUUCAUGGCAAAAUGUCAUCAUUCUCCCUCCUGCCUGGCUGCGGUGUUACAAGGUCCUUACAUGGAUCGUCUGGGUGAAACUCCUCAGGGAAUCGCUGCUCUUCCAAGCCAAAUGUGUGAUUUCUACUGCUGUUGCUGAGGUUAAUAUUACAGUUUAUGAUUAUGU